Messenger RNA from Fusarium subglutinans, 6837 nucleotides. RefSeq lists its product as uncharacterized. Bases 1 to 6837 code for a protein of 2278 amino acids. Lineage: Eukaryota; Fungi; Ascomycota; Sordariomycetes; Hypocreales; Nectriaceae. The record is from RefSeq and is a predicted model, not a curated record. Gene Ontology annotation, molecular function: protein binding. The transcript is spliced from 5 exons.
AUGAAGCCGUCGCCGUUUACGUUUGACCCUCGUGCUGAUACUCUACUCAUUCUGCAAAACCCCAACGCGCAUCUACAAGAGGAAAAUGAGAUCCAAGUGGACUCGGAGCCGGAGUAUGAACGGCUUGGGGCCGAUGAGGCGGGGUUGAUGGAAACAACAAAGGUCCGACGCGAUUCACCGAUGACUCUGGACAAUGACCAGAGUUAUCCGAGAGGCUAUUUAGAAGAGGGAGGGUCGACUCAGGUCGAAUUCCGAGUUUCAUCGAGACAUCUGAGUCUUGUCUCACCGGUUUUCCGGGCGAUGCUGGAAAGCCAAUUCAAAGAGUCUCGGCCAAAUGAUCAAGGGCUCUAUGAGCUGCAAGCUAGUGAAUGGGAUGCUGAGGCACUCGUGAUCUUGCUCGAUAUCAUCCACGGUCACCAUCGCGAGGUGCCGAAACGGAUAUCAGUAGAGACGCUCUCACAUAUAGCAAUUAUUGUCGAUUACUACGGCUGUCACGAGAUCAUGGAGCUGGUUUUCGCUGCUUGGGUGAGCUAUCUCGGACCGCCUGAAGAGUUUGUCAAGCAGGAUCCGAUGCGCUGGUUGUUUAUUUCUUGGGUCUUCAGGCAAGAAUCAUUAUUUACAACCGCGACGAAGAUGUUGCUGUUAUACGACAACGGCAAAUACGUGGUUGACCUACCAAUACCCCAGCCAAUAUUAGAUAAAAUUGACGACAACCGUCAAUUCGUUCUCAAUACUCUCUUCGGCCAUCUCUACAAUCUCCAACAAGAUCUCCUCGAAGGCAAAGCCGGCUGCUCAGAAACAUGCGCCAGUAUGCUUCUCGGGUCGUUGAUGAAGCAGAUGCGAACAAGAGGUCUCACGCCUGUUAGACCAUCGAUGCCAUUCGAUGGAUGGAGAGUUGAAGACGCGCGUAGUAUGAUUCUUGGCUUUGCGGCGCGGCCUUGGCGCGUGCCUGGAAGAUCCACGGAUCAUCCUUGUACAUUGAACAAGUUUUUGUUUUCACGCGUCAGUUUGACACUUGCACAUGCGAAGGGUCUUGAGUUGAAGGAUUUUGAAGGGAGUCCUUCGCGACCGACAGAGGAGUCAGCCAAAAUGGCAGGCCAGGAGCCUCUGCGACAGUUUCGAGAUGUCAAAGAUGCCGUCUAUCGCUACGAUUCGGUUUUCGCGUCAAUCAAGUCGCCAACUGAGAUUUACGAGGAGAAACUGAGAUCACUUCAAGAUCGCAUCGCGCAAAUAUGGUCUGAAUUGCAUUCGGCGCCGCCGGACCAAACAUCCCGGCUUCAGGACAACCUGAUUGAGCUGGCCGGCCAGAAGAAGGAACUGGAAAUCGAUCAAAAGACCAACAUUGAGCACUAUGAAAGAGUUCACGCGGAGAAGCUUCGGCAAACCAUGGACUCGUUCCGCGACCAUCUCUUUCAACUCAUGGGAGCAUCCAGCGUACAGUCUCAAUUUCAUAUGACGCCUGACACUACGAGGCUUGGGACUGAUCGAGUUGAGAGCGCGCCCGUGGAACCCGCGUUUCCUGAACUGACAUCUAUCGUCCCUGUUUCUGCAAAUGAUGAGAUGGAUGAUGGACCCAUGUUUGACGAUAACCUGAUGGAUGACACUAUGGAAGACGGUGCUGAUCACGAACCUGCGGAAGACAUCUCACCCCAGGAGGACAGUGUGAUGCAAGAACCUGUCGAGACCGAACCUCAUCACGAAGAACCCAUAGAAGAGCUUACAGAAAACCCAACAGAAGACGAACCUUUCGAGGCGGCACCUACCAACAAGGAACCUACGGAGGAAGAAACCGCCAAAGGGGAAACUGUUGAGGAACGAGCAGAGGAAGAGCCAGCGGAGAGAGUGUCCGCCGACGAGGAAGCUGGCGCGGACGGUACUGAAGAGCCUGAUGACCACCAAGCUACAGAACCAGAACCAGAACCAGAACCAGUCGAGAGAGAAUCUGUUGACGAUAAGCCUAUUGCAAGCAGGACUCGAAAGCCUCGCAGUCGAAUAAAGGAAUCGAGCCGCGACAGCGCUGCCCGCCAAAAUAUUUUUGCUCGUCAAGCCAGAUAUACCUUCAGUCCAUCGCCGACUCCGGCCGCUGAAACCAUUACGGUACAAGCGGACGAGUCUGAUGAUGAAGAGGACGAUGAAGGUGAUGACGAAGAGGGGGAUGAAGAUGAGGACGAAAAUAAGGACGAAGAUAAAGACGAAAAUGACGACGAGAAUGACGACGAAGACGAGGAAGAAGACGAGGACGAAUCGGAAGAAGACGAUGAGGUAUCUGAAGCCGAAUUCUCCGAACCCGAAGAAGCCCCGCCAUCACCACGACAAACUAGAUCAGGAGGAACCAAACGCAAGGGAAACUUCUCGAGUCCAAUGACCAAAACCAAACGCCAAAAGUCAGAACGCGCACCCUCUACUAGCAAAGAGAAACAAAAGGAUGCACCAACAAUAGAGUCAACACGACGACAGACUCGACUAAGUCAGCGACAUCACGACCCGACAGAUGCUGACGAAUUCAAGGGAAUCACUGACCCGAAAUGCGGAAAGGUCUAUUUGACGUACUGGGACAAGACCAAGGAAUGGCUUGCUGUCCUCAUUCUCCCAAUGGGCAGUUUCGACAAGAUCGGAAUUCCUGGAUCUAUCGAAAGUUGCGGAUUAGCUGACUCCCUUCCACCUUGUUACCAGUAUGAUAAAGUGUCCGGGGAAUAUACAUGGGCUAAACCUUACGAGACUGGUAAUUCACUCGUCAACGAGCGCAUGUUUCCAGUCAUGUACUUUGACGGUCGAGACUUUCCUAACAGGAGUGCCAUCGACUGGAUCGACGCAAAGGACUUGCGGAGAUUUAACCCAAAGCUCAAUAACGAUAUUCUUCCUCACAUCAAAGAGGUUGAGAGAUAUCUAAAGGCUGACCCGGCCAGAAGAGUUAUACAAGAGGAUGAAGAUGGCGAGGGAGUACCGUACAAAGAGCGAACUGAGUCACAAGCACCGAAACCAGAAGAACUGAAGAACAAGAAGAAGAAACGCAAGUCGAGUGAACAGAAGACUCCGGGAUCCAGCAAAGCCAAGACAAAUUCAAAGAAGCAGGCCCCAGCAGCAGACCCACCAGCACCAGUCGCAGAGGUUCAGAAAGUGACCCCUACGCCGGAACAAAUGGCAGCACAUAGGGCAGCAGCACUGAAGCCUCAGGUGCUGAGGAUGAUAGGCCACCAUUAUGGCUCGGACAAAUCAAAACCUGCCAAGACCGCAGCCUCGAAGCCAGCAACGACGGCCCGUUCAAAAUCAAAUGAGAAAAGUUCAAAUGGUCGGCCUGCAUCGAAACCGCCCUCUCAUGAGCCAGUAGGGUCGAAGUCAUCGACCUCAAGGCCAGGAGCAACCAAUCCUACGAGACCGGCGGGGAAAGGAUCUAGUCAGCAUGCAGCAUCAGCCCACAGGCCAUCGGGCUCGAGGACACCGGCUACUCCAGAUCCCAAACCAACCGCCGCGAGGCCUGUAGACAAACAAUCAAACCAGCCUGCUCCGAAGCCAUCCGCAGCAAAGCAGGCAACAGCGAGACCAGCCGAGAAAAAUGCAAGCCAGUCUACCCCAAAGCCGCCAGCAGCAAGGGCAGCGUCGAAACCAGCUGAGAAGGAAUCAAAUCAACCUGCACAGACUGCAUCAGCACCGAGGCCUGCCGAGAAUCAUCAAACCAAUCAGGCCCGGACAAGACCCAAGUCAACAGAUCCGAGACCUCCGGCAACAAGGGCAACGUCAGGCACACGUGCUGAGAAGGAGCCUAGCCAACCUGUCUCAAAGCCGACGGCACCAAAGCCAACAGCGCCGAGGCCAGCUGAGAAGGAAUCGAAUCCACCUCCACCAAAGCCAACCGAACAUCGCCCAAACAAGCCUGCUCAGACUAAGCCUCAGGCGCCUGUAACUGCGGAACCUGAAGUCUCUUCUCCAAUCUUCGACGAAAUUCAAACAGAAUUUGUGCCUCAGGAUGAUGAGCCUUCUCCAGCUUUGGAAGACAACUCUCAAGCGGCCCCUAUCCAGCAACAAGCAGCUCCUGUUCCACAACAAGCAGCUCCUGUUCCACAACAAGCUACUCCUGCACAGCAACAAGUUGCUCCCGUUCAGCAACAGGCUACUCCCGUUCAACAACAGGCUGCCCAGCCCAAUGCUGACCCUCUGCCUCCACCUCCGCCCCCAGCUCCGAGAGUUCCAAGAGCACCAUCAGCGCCGCCAAGGCACCAGUCUGUUCCGCAGCCCAGUAAUCUUUCCCGUCCCUUGCCAGUACCUUCACCAGUGCCAAGGCCUGCAAGUACUAGGAAUCCGCCACGGCCACUACCCGGUGAAGAUGUCAAGAAGGAGAAGAAACCCAUCAUUGUUAUUGACAUUUCAGAUGACGACUCAGACGGCGCUGCUGAAGAAAAUGCCGCUGCUGCGCGCAUGUUAUCGCAACGGGCUUCCCGAGCUCAAGUUCUUCAACAGUUGACUGCCGCUCUGGCACAAGACUUAGUCACUAACCAACCACGAACGACAGCAGUCCAGCGUACUGACCCAGAUCGACUGACGGCGGUUGACAUCGCGCUGGCGGCACUGAGAGGGGAUGGACCGUCGAAUUCGUCAGCUAGACAGUCGUGGGACCGGAGACCUUACGAUUCGACACAUAGGCCUGUGCAAGGGGACGCUGAGAGGACACGUGGACCACUUUACAGCUCAACUGCGACAAACACGUCUCCGCCAGAUCAGUAUCGAGCACAAAUGGCAAACACGGACCGAAAUAUCGGUAGGCAGCUUGGCUCUGGAUCACUCCCGACCCCGCCGACCCAGUCGUUGUCGGGCCCCAUGGAGAUCGAUAGCUAUUCAUCACGCCCUCCAUACAGCGCAGGGCCGAGUCCAAUAAGCCAAGCAUAUCGCCAGCCACAUCCUGAGCAGUACUCACAUCUGCAGCAGCCCCAGCCACGGCAAGGGCAUGCUUCUCAACAACAGCUCCUGACUGACUACACGAAUGCUGCACCCAGCCACCCAGAAAACUCAUCUCGUCGGGCAAGUUAUGACCAGACACCACGGAUACCUGAACCUCCUCCCACGACUCAGUACUGGCAUACGCAAGGGCGAUUGCAGCAGACAGGCGAUCCCCAACAGUCACAGCAGAAUCAAUAUCAGCCAAGUCAGCAAUCGCAUGCUUCCCCUGUGUCCACUGCACCCUCGAUCCAGUAUCCAAGACCUGAUGCACAGCAGCAAUAUCCGACUCAACAGGCGGCCCCAUCGCAAUAUCAGAAUACACAGUACCAGGCGCAGCAAUCGCAAGCGCAGUCAUAUACCCAGUCGCCGCAAGCUUACCAACAACAGCCGCUGGUGCAAUAUCAACAGCCACAACCCGCCCAACAAUAUCAUGAUGCUCCUCAGCCAGCUCCAACUCAGCAGUAUGACACGCAGGUGCAAACUCAGCCAGUUGAGAGAUCUACCCAACGCACUCCUACUCUUUCACACCUGAUGCACAGACAUCUGCAUGAAUCUUCGCACCAAAACCGUAACCAGGUGCUGCCGCCACUUCCGCAGUCUUCUCCCCCCAUUCCUUCUCCCCAAACCCACAACCAGUCAUCGCAUGCAUCGCGCCCAUCCUUCUCCAGCCCUUAUGCCAGUACUCCGACACAGCCUCCACCACAGGCGGGCCAGUUCCCAAGUGUACCAACAGUCCUCUCGCAGCAAACUGUGCAGCAGACGGCGCCUCUCCGUACUAGCCACGAGUGGCCAACCGCAUAUCAAAGCAGCCAAGUUCAAGCACAGCAGGUGGGGGCAUCUGCUGAACGGCCUUCUUCGUCUCAGUAUCAAUCCACACCCUCAAGCCACUCUCGGCCAGCGUCUGGCCACAGACAAAACGAACAGCGGCCUUCCUACCAAGCAUCAACUCAUAACGCAUCUCAAUCUUACGCCUCACCGCACUGGAACCAGCAAUCAUCAAGCCAGGCUUCGAAUCUUCCUCUUCCUCGGCCACUCCCGGUCGAUCCACAACUCCAACAAGAUCCGAACGUAUUGCCGCCCUUAGUAUCGAGUAACAGGCCACAAGAACGACCAAACCAGUCUUCUUAUAACCCCUACUCAACCAUUGCUAGCAGUCCCCAGCGUCAAGAAUCAUUUUCUGCUGGAGCACAUGCGCAUCAGCUUCCUCGACCCGGGCAAGCAGGUGCUAGCUCGCCACCGGGAUUCUCUCAAGCACCACCCCAACAACCAGCACCCGCAGCAGCGUAUCACACAGCGCCACGUCACCAAGCUGAACCAGCUGCUGGACAUGGGCCCUCAGCGACACAACAAGCAGCAAGCUCUCAUGAACAACGGGCCCUACCUCCCCCACCAGAGUCUUCAGCACCUCCGGCAUCACAGCCAUCCGCGUCAACAUCUUCCAAUCAACAAGCUGAGGCCGGGUCUAGUUCGUCCCGUGAUAAGCGAGACAAGCGUGAUAAGCUAAACUCAGAGCCGCCGGGAAACACUCAGCAACCAGAACCAGCCAAUAAGUUUCACCCAUGGGUCCAAGUUGAUCUGAACCUACCUCAAGACCCACCCGACUGGGGUGACUCAAUGCCAUUUGAGCUUGUAGAGUUUAUCUCUGAAUGGGAACGCCUUCGUUCUCUACGCCAAGGACUGGCAGGUCUACGAAACCACAAGGGCGGCCUCGAAUGCCUGUUCUGCAAUGGCCCUGAACGGGUGCCUUAUGUCUAUGACCGUAAGAACUAUUUUGAGAAGCAUCUCUUGCAUCACUGGCAGAGGGUGAAGAAGCUUCAUCCUGAGGGGCCAGACCCUACCCCACGCCCAGUACAGCGGCAACAGCAGUACGUUUUUCGGGACGGCACUGCAAAUCUCAAUAUUUGA